This is a messenger RNA of Arthroderma uncinatum, 1209 nucleotides long. RefSeq names its product alkaline protease. The transcript is spliced from 4 exons. Gene Ontology annotation, molecular function: serine-type endopeptidase activity. The record is from RefSeq and is a predicted model, not a curated record. Gene Ontology annotation, biological process: proteolysis. Lineage: Eukaryota; Fungi; Ascomycota; Eurotiomycetes; Onygenales; Arthrodermataceae. Bases 1 to 1209 code for a protein of 402 amino acids.
AUGGGUUUCUUCCGCACCUUAGUUUCCUUUUCCAUCCUUGCGCUGUCUGUUGCCAAGCCCCUUAAAUUCAUUGGCCUUGACGACACCAAAAAUGCUGUCCCUAAUUCCUAUAUCGUCGUGAUGAAAAAUGCCAUCACGGAAUCGGAAUUCAAAAACCACCAGGUUUGGGCUGCUAAAAUCCAUAGUCAUAGCUUGAACAAGCGUGAUCCGGAGGAGACGCCGUUGGAUGGUGUUAAAAACGCUUUCGAUUUCCCAGGGUUCAAGGGUUACAGUGGUAUCUUCGACAAAAAGACAAUUGAGGCGAUCACUGAAAGUUCUGCUGUCGACUACGUUGAAAUAGACCGUGUCGUGAAACUGUCCGCUCUCACUACCCAAAGCAAUGCGCCAUCAUGGGGUCUGGGCAGAAUCUCGCAUAGAGGAGCUGGUAGCUCUGACUAUGUGUACGAUGACAGUGCUGGUCGAGGCAUUACCAUCUACGGCGUCGACACUGGCAUCGAUAUCGGUCACCCCGAUUUUGGCGGCCGUGCAUCUUGGGGAACUAAUACCGUUGAUGACAAGGACGAGGACACACACGGUCAUGGCACGCAUACCGCUGGGACAUUUGCUGGAGCAACAUAUGGAGUUGCUAAAAAGGCAAAUAUCAUUGCAGUAAAAGUGCUUAAUGCCCAAGGUUCAGGGACGACCAGUGGUGUUAUCGGGGGCAUUCAGUGGUGUACGAACCAUGCAAGGGAUAACGGCCUUCUUGGCAAGACUGCUAUGAACUUGAGUCUGGGUAUUCGUGGCUCUCGCGUUUUUAAUGAGGCGGCGGAGGCAGCUCAGAGAGCUGGUAUAUUCCUUGCUGUGGCAGCUGGGAAUGACGGGGCUGACGCGGGUCAAUUCUCUCCUGCUUCUGCACGGGGUGUUUGCACGGCUGCGGCCACGUCUAGACAGGAUCAAGCAACGUCCUGGUCAAACUAUGGGUCCGUUGUUGCGGUAUACGCUCCAGGAGACGAAAUACUUUCUGCUGCUCCGAACGGGGGAACGGCCACGCUGUCAGGAACAUCUAUGGCAUCUCCCCAUGUUUGCGGAGUGGGUGCAUAUCUGAUGGUCCUCGAGGGCAUCGGCCCAGACAGGGUCUGUGACCGCAUUAAACAACUCGCACAGCAAAGUGUCAGGAAUCCGGGACCAAAUACGACCAAUAAAUUGCUCUAUAAUGGCAAUGGUGCGUAA